GCCCUGCAAUAUACCACGACGACAUAUGUGGUGACACCGCGCUAUAAAGUUAUUGCGCUCUACUUUCCGUCACUAGUCGUGCGCAUGUAUUGAUAUAUGCAUCGGGAGAACGGAGUGUACUGGAAGCACAAAACAGUCGGUAAACAUGGCGUUCAACUGCUGCGAAAAGACAUUCAGUUGUCUCUUCAUCUUCUUCAAUGUCGUCUUUUCGGUUUUUGGACUGGCCACCUUGGCUUUGGGAAUCUAUCUCAAGGUUGAACCUGAAGCUUCUGAACUAAUAAAGGUAGUUGAGAUAGAAGAUGGAGCACACUACCUCACGAAUGGAGCCUGGGUCAUCAUUGGCUUUGGUUCUCUCGUAUUGCUUGUCUGCUGCUGUGGAUGCGUGGGAGCUGCCACUAAGAGCAAGUGCUUGCUGGGACUGUACAUCUGCUUUUCCGUGAUAAUCGUCAUAGGGGAAAUAGCGGCCUUGGCAAUCACAAUCAUCAUGGUUGUGCGGAUUGAUGACGUCAACACUUUCCAAAGCAACCUGACAGCAAAGGUUCAGAAUGAGUACAAGAGCAUGAAUGAGUCCAGCCAAUUCAGAGACUCGUGGGACUACCUUCAAAAAACGUUCAAAUGUUGUGGUGUCGCCGGCUACAAGGAUUUCGACGUGGUGUACACCGGCGCUGAUAAGGACAAAGUACCGGCGAGUUGUUGUACUGCCUCGGGUGGAAUGGCGACAAAUUCCACCGGACACUGCAAAGAUAUGCACCAAAAGGGAUGCUUUGAACUUCUGAGGGACAAGGUACAUGAGUACAGCGAUGCGCUCUUCAUAUUUGAGGCAAUCGUAAUGGUGGUCACCAUAAUCGGGAUCAUCAUUGCAGUCUGUCUGUGCAAACGAAGUGGUGAAAAAGUAUAACCAACCUUUCGACUUUUCCUUUGCGGAUCUGUAACACAUAUUUAGAUGGUUAUGUGCACUUUAUAUUCUUUGAAAAGUACAGGCUGUUAAUUUAGAAGCAAGGUCUGAGAUCAAAUUUUCAAUGUUUCAAUUUUAUUGUUGUUAUUUCUUAAGUUACCAACACAAAACGGUGUGCAUUUUUCAAAUCACUUUCGGAUAAUGAUUAAGGAACAUUGUAUGUAAUUGUUUUCAUUCCAAACGCUAGUUAAAUAUUGCUUAAAUAAGGCAGAAAGGUUUAUAUUGUUUUCUUAAAUGGUACCAUGCAGCAGUUUUAUAAAUAUAUGUGUUAUGUGUAUCCACUUGGGGUUGAAAAUCCACGUAAAUACGAAUGCGUUGUUACGUCGCUCCCACCUAGCCUUGUUAUAUAUAUAGUUAAUGAAAAUACGCUCUUAUUAAAGAAUAUUAAUGCAACGGUUUGCUUUCAUGAUGUCGAAACAACUUACAAAAAAAUUACUUGUGAUUGUAAACAAGUUAUUUCUUUUGAGAAUUUAUAGCUUUCUUCUGUUCAUAUUAGCAUCAAUUACGUAUAGUAUUGCCAUUAUAAUUAUCUGUCUCGUGAAUAGUCAACUUUUAUUCGUUAAAAAGAGAUUACGUAUGCACUCAUUUAUUGAAAAAGUCUUUUGCCGCCUUGAAAGUAUUAGAGGAGGAAUGACCCAUUUGUGUAAACAAACACAUUUGGCUAUACAGAGUUGUGGCCCUUGGGCACGCAAGAAAUCCACGAUUGUGGGUUCGAUUCCCAGUUUGUCCCGAUGGUGGUUCUGGGUUCGUCAGCACCGGGAUCGUGGGUAUCUUCAAAAACAAUACAAGUUUGAAAUCUGCUUCACGGCUGUCUUUCCAACUACAUUAAGCUGGCAUGCUGGAAUACUGUUCCGAGCAGCUUCGAAAACAGCUCACUCACUUACUUGAAAUAUCAAGAUAUUUGGGACAACCUUGCAACAAAAAACUAUUGAACAGCUGUAUGAAGCUAUCGAUAAUGUCCUCAACGUUAAUUUUAUGCAUGUUUCGAUUAUUGCAAACACACGCACACGCACACGCACACGCACACACACGCGCGUGCACACAAACACAAACACACUCGAAAUGUGUAAGACAUUUUGUAAAUUCCUGAUAGUCUGUCGGUGUUUUGGGUACACGUAAAAUCUCCUUUUUCUGUUCGUUCGAUUUCUGUUUCACUGUAAUGAAUAGAACUUGUGAUUUCAGUUUGUCAGUGUCCAGCUGACAGUAAAAUUAGUUUUAAACAUUUGACUGUGAUAUUAAUCAUCAUUGCGAUCUGUUGUUCAAUAUUAUUCAGCAUUAACAGCAUAAAGUAUGUUCGUUACUCGAGGUAGCAGCUGGACAGUAUGCACAAGCAUAUCUUUGUUUUAAGGUGGAGGUCUCUUGUGGCCAUGAUCGUACACAAUAGCUUGUUCGUUACAUAAUUAGACAAAACACAAAGCUUAUCUUUCAAUGAUAUUUGUUCAGGAAUUCAUUUUUGGUGAUCAAUUAUUAUGUAUAAUUACAAUUAUAUAUCUGCAGCGAAAACAUUUUACAUGAAAAUUUUGUAUCGUGUUUACAAAACUAAUUUCCGUAUUAUCAGAUAACUUACAGGACGUUUUUACUCGUUAUAAUUAAUAUUCUUGUUUAUGGUUUUAAUAUGUUUAGUUUGUUGGUUGAUGAUUAAUUUGAUAUAUUUCUAUGUCAUCUCAAAAAUGUAUCAGUCAUUUAUUAUUCGUUCAAAACAUUGUAUGAAACUUCAGGUUUUUUGUUCAUUAUCCUAAAGAUUUAUUUUAUCACGUCAAUCAUCACCUUUCUCAUCUUUAUGUCUGGUAAUUAUGCUUCCUAUUCUUCAAUUGUAUGUAUAAUAUUUCAAUAUUUACGAAUAAAAUAUUUCUAA
Messenger RNA from Haliotis rubra (blacklip abalone), 2810 nucleotides. Its product is annotated as CD82 antigen-like. The record is from RefSeq and is a predicted model, not a curated record. The coding region runs from base 146 to 898 and encodes 250 amino acids. The transcript has 9 exons. NCBI's taxonomy places the organism in Eukaryota, Metazoa, Mollusca, Gastropoda, Lepetellida, Haliotidae. Gene Ontology annotation, cellular component: membrane.